Molecule: messenger RNA, 3152 nt
Organism: Betta splendens (Siamese fighting fish)
Lineage: Eukaryota; Metazoa; Chordata; Actinopteri; Anabantiformes; Osphronemidae
Product: organic cation/carnitine transporter 2-like
Exons: 12
Coding region: 435-2081 (548 amino acids)
Biological process (GO): transmembrane transport
Cellular component (GO): membrane
Molecular function (GO): transmembrane transporter activity
Source: RefSeq, a predicted model, not a curated record
GUUGCAUGUUCUCCCCGUGUUCGCAUGGGUUCUCUUUGUGUUGUUUGUCUAUGUGUUGCCCUGUGAUAGACUGGCGACCUGUCCAGGGUGCCCCCCCCCCACCCCUCGCCCGUAGAGGCGGAUGGGCUCCAGCCCCCCACGACCCCCGCAUAGAAUAGAAGAUGGAUGACAAAUGUUUAAAAGGUAACGGUUAACGUGAUGCUGUCUUGUCACCUGGUCUCUCCUAAUCCUCACUGUGGAUAAAUGGAACCCUAGCAGAACGGCUCGAUGCUGGAGAGUGGAGUCAAAGGGCGGCCGUUGGAUGAAGUGGGCGGGACGCGCAUUCAGGAGCAGGGGUUUUUCUCGCUUCCUCAGUGCGUGAAAUAGCAAAUCUGUGCGGGACAUUAGCGGGACGAAGAAGCAGAGACUGUCUUAAUUCAUGGGAUUCUUGGACUAUGACGAGUUACGAUGAAGCCGUUGCGUUUUUGGGUCCGUGGGGACGUUUCCAGCAGGUCGUCUUCUUCUUGCUGUGCGCCUGCAUCGUGCCCAAUGGCUUCGGCGCGUUCACGCUCGUCUUCCUGACGGACGUACCGGCUCAUCACUGCCUGGUUCCGGACGUCAACAUCACCGAGGAGUGGCGUGAAGCCGUCGUCCCAGUAGAGGUGGUGAAUGGGAAACCAGAGCUGAGCAGAUGCAGCCGAUACAAACUGGGUGCGAUUCGAAAUCUCUCUGCUCGGGGCUUCACUCCUGGAAGGAACAUCAACCUGACGGACCUGGAGCAGGAGGCCUGCGUGGACGGGUGGAGGUACAGCACAGACGUCUACCAGUCCACCGUAGUCUCUGAAUUUGACCUGGUGUGCCGCGACCAGUGGAAGCAGCCGUUCACCUCCACAGUUUUCUUCGUGGGAGUCCUCGUCGGCGCCUUCUUCUCAGGGCAGCUCUCAGACAGGUUUGGAAGGAAACCUGUGGUUUUUGGUUCAAUAGCACUUCAGUCUGUUUCUACAUUUGCUGAAGCCUUCUCAGCUUCUUGGACCAUGUUCAUAGUCAUCGUCUUCAUCAAUGGCCUGGGACAGAUAUCCAACUUCGUAGCUGCUUUAGUUUUGGGAGCCGAGGUGUUGACUGGUAAUGUGCGAGUCCUCUACUCAUCUAUGGGCUCGUGUUUAGGUUUUGCUGCUGGCUACAUGAUGCUGCCUCUUUUUGCCUACUUUCUGAGAGACUGGCGGUCUCUGAUGCUGGCUUUGUCCCUGCCUGGCCUGGCCUACAUCCCCCUCUGGUGGCUGGUCCCAGAGUCUCCUCGCUGGCUGCUCUCCAAAGGAAGAGUGGAAGAAGCGGAGGCCAUAGUGAGAAAAGCUGCUAAGUGGAACAAGGUUCGCGCCCCUGAAGUCAUCUUCGAAGAAUACAGCGUUCUCGAGACAAAAACACCAUCAAAAGAACAUCACACGGUUUUUGACCUGCUGAGAAACGGCAGCAUUAGAACCACAACACUGAUCAUCUGCCUUGUGUCGUUUAGUAUGACUACUGCUUACAUUGGCCUGUCCUUCAACACAGCCCAGCUCUACGAUGACCCCUACAUCAGCUGCUUCAUCUCGGCGCUGGUGGAGAUCCCAGCCUACGUUUCCAGCUGGCUGGCUCUGCGACACCUCUCGCGACAGCUGGCUUUCAUUGGCACCUUGCUGCUGGGGGGGCUGCCUCUGUUCUGCGUGCAACUAGUGCCUCGACAUCUGUCAAACGUGUGUCUUGCCCUGGAGAUGGUGGGUAAAUACGCUGUCACCACCGGUUCGUCCCUGACGUUCGCCUAUUCAGCAGAGAUUUACCCGACAGUGCUGCGGAACACAGCCACAGGAACGUGGUCGACGGUGUCCAGACUAGGAAGCUGCAUUGCUCCGUUUUUGUUGAAGCUACGAAUAUACCUGGAGUGCCUUCCUCAUAUUAUUCUGGGGAGCCUGGCUGUUGCGUCUGCAUUUGCUGUUUUGUUCCUCCCGGAGACGUUUGGACAACCUCUCCCCGAAACUAUUCAACAAAUGCGUAAGAGAGAAAGAUUGAGGUGUCCCUGCAUCAAGAAAGAAACCCCAGUGUCAGUACUGGUAGACAAUGUUCUUUGAUGAGGAGAAAUCAAAUCCUGAAUCUACCUGUGUAUUAGAUGCCACAAAUUUUAUUUUGCAUUAAACUCCUGAAAUAAAGGAAACACUAAAAUAACACAUCCUAGAUCUGAAUGAAUUAAAUAUUCUUAUUUACUAAUUGGUAAUAUGUUUACCAGUGAUAUUGAUGACAACGGUUAGUUCAUGAUUCAGCAUAGAAAAAGAUAAAAAUGUUGUAUAGGCAGGAGAUGAAUGAACGUGCUGUGAGGAGGAGCAUCCUCUGGCAGUCAGGGUUCCUCCUCAUUCCAGAGCACAUUCACAUACGUUUAGGGUCGGGGAGGACUCUUUCACUGGGGCCUGGGGGUGGGGGUCAGCUGUGGCCUCACCCACCAGCCCUGGUGGAGAGGACCACUACCCCCUUUUAACUACACAAUGUCAUAGUGAGUCUGUCAGCCAGCUUCCUGUUUUAGUUUGUAGCCACUUCCGGGUUUUUGUUCUGUGACCUUGACCAUUCAUCCACCACAUCAGUGUGGGUGGUGGAUGUUUCAUCAGUAAUCAGCCUGUGUAUUUAGUGGCCACAUCGUCGCAUGUGUGUUUUCCUGUGUCGCCCCAGCAAUCUGACAGUCUGUACGUUUUCAUGUCUCUGUGGAACCUCCCUGCUUGUACCAAAGCCAAUCCGGACUGAUCUGUUGCCAACCUGCAUUCUUGUAAGACUCUGGUUUUGCCGCUACCACUUACCUGUACCUCUGACACUUGUUUGCUGCGUCUGUUUAACCACCGUUGCAUUAAAGCUUUUUCAUCUGUCCGGUUCCGAGCUGUGCACGUGGGUCCGCCUUAUCUGAGUGCCUGACACACACGCUGUCCAGGAGACACAUCAUCUGAUGGAAGUCUCCCCCACUUUUAAUGCACUCUAGUUCCACACACUCCCAUUCAAGCUGGGCUGCAUGGCCCCGGGCGACUCCCGCUGAGAAAAUCUCAUAGGAAAAUGUGUACAGGAUCUAUUGAUGGCUAUAGAAACACUGUAGAUAAUCUGCCAUUAUUCUGUAUCAAACCCUGCAAAUAUAAACAGAAUAAUGAAUUAAAUUAUUUCUGCUU